AUGAUUGAAACCCAAGCCCGAGAGGAUGCGAUAAUUAAAAAUGAUAACCUCCAAGCCCUUUAUACUAGUGAAAACAAGGAGUUAAAGGAUAAAAUAGCCCAUUUAAAUCAGGAUAUAGAUUUUAUGGCUCUUAAUCAUGCUAAAUCCUCCACUGAAAAAGAGGAGAAAAUUAAACAUAUCCAAAGAGAAGCCCAAGAAGUUAGGGAGAAAUUGGAGGCUAUUCAGAAUAUUAGAAAAGUAAGCGUAGAAAUCCAGGCUAAACCAGAGAUGAAAAGCGUUUGGGUUCAGACUGAACUGACUGCCGAACAAAUUAAGCAAAUGGAGCAAUCCAUUAUUAAAUAUCAGAAUGAUAUCCAAAAAGAACAAAAUAAAGUCCAACAAAAAGAAACUGAAUUAGUCAAUUUACGACAACAAAUCCAAGAUUUACAAACCCAAACUCAACCUAUAAAAAGAGAAUUAGAGGCAUUGGGAAAAGAAGGAAAAGAAACCCGAGAGCAAUUAGAACAGAGUAAUAAGGAUUUAGAGGGGAAAGUAAAAGACUUGGAACCCAAUGAGGCGGAAAAGGAAUUAUUGGAUAAGAUCGGAGAUGCUAACCCAACUACAAUAAAAAAUUUACUGGAAAAACUUCAAGAGCUUUUACAAAAUCAGCAAAAAAUCAGUGAACUAACCAAGAAAAGAGAUGAAUUACAAACCCAAUUAGAUUUAGCCACCAAAACCAAGGAGGAAUUAGCAACAGAAUUAAAUAAUUUACGAACUGAAAACAAGGAAUUACGCCCCCUUGCUUUAAAGGUUAUUACUACUAAGUGUUUAGUGGCUGAUGAAAUAAAGGAUACAGAUUUAUCUGAAACAAUUCUUGAUAGUUAUUUUGUUGAAAAAUUAAAAGAAUUUAUGUUGGAGAAGGACAUAAAGCCUGAAACUCCCACUGGACCAACUGAGGUUCCUCAAAUUACUUAUCCAAAAAAAUAA
This is a messenger RNA of Scutellospora calospora, 966 nucleotides long. The record is from the annotation of a GenBank genome assembly. Lineage: Eukaryota; Fungi; Glomeromycota; Glomeromycetes; Diversisporales; Gigasporaceae.